UAAUGCAUGCAGCCGGCCUCAUUCGUAAAAAGUCGCUAGAACUAGAAGGAGGAGGAAGAUUCGAGUGAAGAAAAUUUUGUGGUGAAGAAAAUCAGACGAAAAUGAACAUGGAAGUUUCGAACAGAGACCCUUAUCCUUUUCCUAAGGUACAGAACGACGACGAUUUCAUCGGCACAGGAACUUUUCAGAAGCAGCCUUACACACAGCCAACGCAUCUCGCCCAGCGGACCGAUCCAUGGAACAGGCUUAAUACAACCAGUACACUGUCAAGCAGCAGGAGAGAAGUCUACCACCAUGACCCCAAGGCACCCAGGGACAGUCUAGACUUCGUCUUGAAAGCAGACUAUGAUCACCACGGCGCCUUCUUGAAAUCCAAGAAUGAGACGCUCGUACAACCAGAGACAAUAGGGGAGAACCAUGGCCGGAUCCUCAAAAAUAGGAAGAAAGAGGAGCCGAGGCUUAUCGACCCCAUGAACCCACCCACCGUCGAUUCGGUCAUCGAAGACCCAAAGAGGGAAAGCAUCCACAGCACCAAGGGUGCUAUCGAUAGCCAUCACAGCGCGGCAACAAAUGCUGGCUACUCGCGCAAACACGACGGCGGUUUCUACACAACAUAAACCAGAUUUUUUAAAGUCUUUCAAUAGUGUGUGGCACAAUUAGAUUUGUGCAUGUACCGGUAGUUAAGGGGCAUCUUUAAAUAGUUACAGCUAUCAUAGACAUUUACUUUUUCUACCUUUGUUCUUCUUUGUUUCUAUUGAAGUCUUUGAAAUCUAACACAUUUCCCUUGCGGGGUACUGAGUUUUCUACCGACCAACUUGCAGGGUCCCGUUGUCUAUAUUGUUGCCUUUCUUACCCUGGUACCCGUGAGGCCAUAAACGGAAAUCAACUCCAAGGGAUCGAAUUCAUAAAGUGGCUCAGGAACAAAACCAAAACAGCUUAGCUGGAAUAGCCUUACAUCAGUUUUGGUUACUGGGCACGUUUUUAUUAUCAUUUGCAUUUGACUAGACCUUAGCUGCUUACCAUGAAUACUGGUCAAGUAGGUUUAUUGUCCAGGACCCAAAUUUACCAAUUACACAAAAUUGCUUACAAGCAAAGUCAAACUUGCUUAGCCGAAAUGUGUCUAUAAAUUGGGUAACCAGGGAUAUCUUCAUUGUAUUUUGUAUGUGACCAGAUUUUGGCUGGUGGUCCGCUAGGCUUAGCGAAAAUACUGGUGAAGCAACUUAUUUCAGUCAUCACCAUUUAUUUAUUUAUUAAUUUUUUGUUUUAGAUACACUAAAAUUUUAGCGAAAGUGUUCAGUUGUUCUAGAAUUGUUCUCACACAUUUCCAUGAUAUGUUCUGAUACCAUUUUCAGAUACUUUUCAAAACUUUCACCAAGUUUCUCAUCUCAGCAUUAUACAGAAUUCAAAUGAUGAACACUUGACAUAAUCUGGUUUUGAACUUUUUUUAAAGAAAUGUCUGUAUUUUAGAAGAGCCUUUUAGUGGAAAGUACAAUUUGUUUAGUUCACAUUGUACAUGUAGACCUUUUAACUGUAUAUUUUGUAUCAUAGUUAUGUUUUAAUAUUUUUCUACCAUUUUUAGUUGGAUGUUUAUAUUCCAUUUUUAUUUAGUACAAAAACAUUGGUAUUUGUUGAACACUGGGGUAAGCAUCAAAUAAAUUUUUUUGAAAAAAAACCCCAAAAAUUCAAAACAAGGCAUCUGCUGCAGUUGUUCACACUUAAAAGACACAACACAGUUUCCAGAAAUACCAGGCGCUUUAAUUUUUGCACUGUCAAAACGUUUUGCACUUUACAUGUGUAUAUGUACAUAAAUCUCACAAAUAUUACUUACUAUUCAACUUGUUCGUGUGGAAAAAUAAAAUCUUGCAGAAUUUAUGAAAGA
Messenger RNA from Patiria miniata (bat star), 1879 nucleotides. RefSeq lists its product as uncharacterized. The record is from RefSeq and is a predicted model, not a curated record. Lineage: Eukaryota; Metazoa; Echinodermata; Asteroidea; Valvatida; Asterinidae. The coding region runs from base 102 to 617 and encodes 171 amino acids. The transcript has 4 exons.